AUGGAAGGCUUGAAUGUCAGAGCUUAUACGUCUCAGUUCAAUGAUCUGGCUAGGUUGGUUCCUCAAAUGGUCACUCCUGAUUACGUUAAGAUACAAAGGUAUAUUUGGGGGCAAGCGCCACAGAUUCGCGGUAUGGUCACCUCGGCGAAACCCGCUACCUAUCUGGAAGCUACUAAUUUGGAAAAAUCAUUAGCUGAUGAUGAUGCUCGCAAAAGUAGCCUUAACAAAAAGGAUGAGACUAGGAAGUCGUUGGGAAAAGCCAAUGUAGACGGGAAAUCUGAUCGAUCGGAGCGUUCUGAGCCUAGAUCUAGAGAUUCGCGGAAGCGAAAGUCUGAGAGCUCAAAAAAGGAUUCCGAUGAGAAGCGUGAGAAGAAACGAGCUUAUGGUGAUGAGCAAGGGAAGUGCGCCAGAUGUGGUCGAUCUGGGCAUGUGACUCGUGAGUGCUAUGCUAAGAGCACGUUGAAGGGAGUUAAGCUCGAGGGAUGCUACGAAUGCAGAGAGCAGGGACACUACAAGAGAAACUGUCUGAAUGUGAAAGGUCAGAAUGCUAGGGGCAAAGCGUUUGAGCUAAAUAAUGGGAAGGCACGUGAUGAUCCUGCAGUGGUUACCGGUACGUUCUUGAUCAAUAACCAUUCUGUGUUUGUGCUAUUUAAUACUUGGGCUGACUUGAGUUUUGUUUCGAAAAAAUUUGAACCAUUUCCGUGUUUUCAAACAAGUAAGCUAGGUAAAAAGUACUCGAUAGAAUUAGCAAAUGGUAAAUUGAUAGAAACUAGCGAAGUCAUUCGUGAUUGUAGUUUUCGGUUAUGUGAUCAUAGUUUUAGUAUUGAUUUGUUGCUAGUGGAGGUGGGUAGUUUCGAUGUAGUCGUUGGGAUGGAUUGGCUAUCCAAGAAUAAAGCUGAGAUUAUUUGUUCGGAGAAACAAGUGCGGAUACCUCGUCUUGGCAGUGAAGCUAUAGUAGUUCAUGGAGACCGAUCGAGUCGAGUAUCGAGAAUUGUUAGUGUUAUGAAGAUGCACAAGAUGUUGCAUAAGGGCUAUCCUAUGUUCUUGAUUAACGUAGUUGAUACGAAGGUUGAAGGUAGGAAGAUCGAAGAAAGUCCUAUAGUUCGUGAAUAUCCAGAAGUUUUCCCUGAAGACUUACCUAGAUUGCCCCGUGCGAGAGAGAUCGAAUUUAGAAUUGAUCUUGUACCUGGUGUUGCACCGAUUGCAAAAUCUCCUUACAGGUUAGCGUCGUCAGAAAUGAAAGAAUUGUCGAAUCAGCUUCAAGAGCUACUAGACAAAGGUAAAGCAAACGUCGUUGCUGAUGCGCUCAGUAGGAAAGAGCGGGAAAAGCCUUUGCGUGUUCGUGCUUUAGGUUUAAUCAUACAGAUGAGUUUGACUGUUCAAAUUCGUGAUGCAUAG
Molecule: messenger RNA, 1398 nt
Organism: Helianthus annuus (common sunflower)
Lineage: Eukaryota; Viridiplantae; Streptophyta; Magnoliopsida; Asterales; Asteraceae
Exons: 3
Coding region: 1-1398 (465 amino acids)
Molecular function (GO): nucleic acid binding; zinc ion binding
Source: RefSeq, a predicted model, not a curated record